AUGGUCUACACAAUCCACAAUUAUUGGACUGUAUUCGAUUAUCGAAAUCAAUUAAAAGCCGGAGACAUCAUCAAUUACGAAUAUACUGGUCACAAAUGGACAGAAAUCGGAUUUAAAUCAGGAUGGAAAGAGUGGUACAUCACCGAAGAUGCCUUUGCUCACUGCUUGCCUUCGCUGACAACGUUGUCCAAACAACAGAGGAUUUGCAAAGGAAAGUUGAUUUUUGAAGAUAAUUUCACUAUGCCUGAGUUGGAUUUGACCAAAUGGCAACACGAUUGUUAUAUUCCUAGCCAAGCAAUGGAUAACGAAUUUGUGUCCUACCAAGGUUUGCCUAAAAAUAUCUAUAUCGAAAAAGACAUCCUGGUCGUCAAACCGACGCUGAUUGAGGACAAAAAUUAUAUUGAAAAUGGCGUGCUGGAUUUAGAAGAAAUAUGCAACUGCAAACCAACUUAUUACGGAGAAUGUAAUAAAAAAGCAAUUUCCUACAACAUCCUUCCACCAGUAAUGUCUGCUAGUAUAAGAUCCAAGUUCAGUUUCAAAUAUGGAAAAAUCCAAAUCCACGCAAAAUUACCUAAAGGAAACUGGCUGUACCCUAUUCUGCAACUGGAACCAAAAGACUACAACCACGGUCCAGGAUAUGCAUCAGGAGCCAUCAGGAUCGCUUUUGCAAGAGGUAACAAUAUCUUAGUUUCACGACAAUCAGGAUAUGACUACGGUAACAAGGAAUUGAGUUGCGGUUUAAUAUUCAAGGAUAUUCAUCCUAUCAGGAAUAUAACAGCCAGGAGGUAUCAGAGAACACAGAGCAAACCGUGGAGUGAAUAUUUUGAGACUUACGAAGUCGAAUGGGCACCAAGUCAUAUGUUGUUCAGCAUUGGUAAUAGACGAUACGGUUUGAUUUUACCUCCAAGUCGAAAUUUUCAGGACGAAACGGAGCGUGAUGUGACUUAUGGAGAAAGUUGGGAGAAGUUCAUGCCUAUAUUUGAUGAACAGAUGGUGAUCCGUAUUGGUGUUGGUGCAGGUGGAAUGACAGAUUUUCCGGACAAUACUCUUUCGAGUAGUUUUUCUGAUCUUUUGUCUCCAAAACCAUGGAGGAACUUGGAACCCAAAGCAAUGUUAGGUUUUUGGCAAGAUCGAGAGAACUGGAAGAAAACUUGGACGGAUAGUAAAUUGGAAAUAAGAAGUGUUAAAGUUUGGGCACUUUAA
Molecule: messenger RNA, 1203 nt
Organism: Ctenocephalides felis (cat flea)
Lineage: Eukaryota; Metazoa; Arthropoda; Insecta; Siphonaptera; Pulicidae
Product: beta-1,3-glucan-binding protein-like
Exons: 8
Coding region: 1-1203 (400 amino acids)
Biological process (GO): carbohydrate metabolic process
Molecular function (GO): hydrolase activity, hydrolyzing O-glycosyl compounds
Source: RefSeq, a predicted model, not a curated record